Molecule: messenger RNA, 3438 nt
Organism: Nematostella vectensis (starlet sea anemone)
Lineage: Eukaryota; Metazoa; Cnidaria; Anthozoa; Actiniaria; Edwardsiidae
Product: protein NLRC3
Exons: 4
Coding region: 199-3438 (1079 amino acids)
Source: RefSeq, a predicted model, not a curated record
UGGACGGCGGUUUGAUCAAACGAACUUGCGACCCAUGGCAGAGGUAUCUUUUCCUCGCGAACUCCAGCCCAGCGAAAUACAGAGAAAAGAGGCCUCUGCUAGCAGGAAUCCAAGGCCGUAGAAAGUCGAACAAAUCUCAGUGGACGAACAGGCACUCAGAACAAGGCAAAUGUGUCGGCUUUUACAGCUGUUGUUGUGAUGGCAGGUCUAUUCCCAGUCAACAAGGACUCUGAGAACUUUGAUAAACUUUCCCGAUUACUUGUUGUUGGCGGAACCCAGGCCCUUCGAGGUGUUUUGGAUGGAUUUCUGCCACCUUCCUCAUUAAGUACUCAGCUGAAUCAUCACUACAAGACUCUACAUUCCUUGUGGUGUCCUCCGCGAGGGAAGAGGAAAAUACUUAAUAAUGAUCAAUGGGAUAAGUUGUUCCCUAAACAUGGCCUACCGCCUCCAACCUCUAAAGAUUUUGACAUUACCCUCAUCUUUGUUCUGUUGCGCAACAUCUGCCUAUUGAAACCUCCUUCUUCGGGAUGGGACAGUUUGCCUGCAAGCACAGACAAUUCAAUUCCAGCACACAUUGCUCGCAUCAAGUUUUAUAGGAACAAGUUAUGUCAUGUUAAUAAUGCCGCAUUUGAUGAUGUAGAGUUUGAGAAUUACUGGAAAGAGAUCUCAACAGCUCUCAUUGCCCUUGGUAUCAGUUCUGAUGAAGUGAAUGAUCUUAAAAGCCGUCCCUCUGGUGCAACAGACUACAAAGCAUUGCUGCAGAAAUGGAAUGAGGAUGAGCUCGACUUGUUUAGAGAAACACAAGAAGUGAGAAAGGAAGUGCAAGGAGUGAGCCAUGAAGUACAGGACCUGAAGCAAGCUAUGAACAGCCAAAUCCAAGGAGUGGGCGCUGAUGUUCAAUCUGUUCAACAGAUAGUCGAAGGGGUUGGGCAGAGUGUCAAUGAAAAGUUUCAUGGAAUAGCUCAUGAAGUGCAAACAAUAUGCCAGGAAAUCCAAGAAAUCAAAGAUGGGAAGAUUGGUCAGGGAGUUGCUGAAUCUGAUGAGCUUGCAAAGCGAGACAAAGCCAUGGAUAAGUGGUUGGAAUAUCUUCUAUCUGAGUACACAACUGGUGAAGCAUCAUACAUCACUCCUCUACCAUGGCUUGAAUUUGAAUCCAAGUUUAAUGUCCAAAAGAUGUUUAAAGAGCCAAAGAUAGUGACAGAAGAUGAAUCGAGGUUGAACAUGUGUGACCUGUUUGAACCAUUGAAUAAAAAGAGGGUCUCUAAAGUACUUCUUGAAGGGAAUCCUGGGGUUGGGAAAACCUCAUUCUGCAAGAACCUUGUCCACUUGUGGGCACUUCGCGUCCAAGGAAAUAAAAGCAACAUGCCGUUGUCCUGUAUAAUCCCCGAAGAAAUCAAAGUCGUAUUACUGCUGCAUUGUCGUGAUAUAGCAAAUGCCAGUGAUUGGAGAGAUUUCCUGCGUCAAGCGAUUCCCGAGAAUUACUCAGACGAGGAUAAAGAGAGAAUUGUCAGAUAUAUCUGUGACAACGAGAAGAGUGUUGCCUUGGUCAUCGAUGGCUACGAUGAACUGCCUGCAUCUUCGAGGAAAUCGCUUAAUACAAUUCUCAGCAAAAAGGCCUUACCACAAAGUUGCAUGGUAGUUACCAGCCGUAAAAACCACCUAUCAGAGUUGAAAAAUAGUUUCGACAGGAAGCUAGAAAUAACUGGAUGGAAUUUUGACGAUGCCAAGGAACUGUUUACAAGCUACUUCUCAUCUUCCCCAACAGUGGCACAUAACCUUCUUCGACACGUUACGAUAAAUCAAAAGCUAAGGGACUUGGUCUGUAACCCUCUCUAUGCCUCUAUGCUUUGCCUAGUCUUUGAGGACAACGCGGAGUAUCUCACUUCCCAAAGACAUCAGGACAUCACUACAUUGAACAAAGAAAUCCUGUUCUGUAUCACUAAAAGACACAUUAAGAGAAAGGGGCUGGAGGUUGAGGAUUGCGACCUUGAAGAAAGGUUUAAGGAUUGGCAUUUGGCAUUGGGGAAGUACGCUUAUGAGGCGCUAAAGGAAAAUAAGUUAUGCUUUACGGCAAUGGAGCUACCAAAGGAUCUGUUGGACUUGGGUGUCGUUGUAAAGAACAAAGCACCAAAGAAAAUCCGAUGUGAAGUUACAUAUUCCUUUUUACAUAAAUCACUGCAAGAUUAUUUGGCGGCGUUGUUUUUCGCUGACUGCUUUGCCAAAGGCGAGGGUGAAGAAUUCUUUAGUUUCUCUAUGUUUCAUACGCUAUGUAACUUCGAUUUAGCGUCAAUGAUUGGUACAGCCAAGGCUUCUACUGCUGUGAAGUCACUCGCGAACAUUUUGAAUCCUGAUGGAAUGAUGCGAUAUUAUUCUAGGAGUGUGUCUAUGUGCACUUUGUUGGACUAUGACUAUGUUAUAAAAUUGAUGUGUGAAUGCCUGCACGAGGUCAAGUGCGGAGAUCAAGGUCUGGACGGCUUUAUCCAACUAUUACCACAAAACGUUUCAUUGAAAUUGUAUCUUUUCUCAUCUAAAGCUGUGUCAGGUCUUUGUUAUUGGCUGUCUUAUGGGACUAAAAGUAAAUGCGGAAGAGAUUCCAUAGAAGGGUUAAAAAUUCUUACGAUUUCAGACAUUUCUCCUGAAUCAGAAGACAUGUUGCACACGAUUAUCAACAGUUGUCGCCUCAAUAAUUCUAUAUGUGAAUUAUUAGAAAUUACAGACAUUUCUGUACAAUUAAUGAUUACCGUAGUUAGAGCUAUGAAGAAGGAUUUGUCAAUCAAGCGCUUGAUUCUCAGCUCCUCUGACACUGCUGUUGAUGCUUCUGUUGCUUCUGCUGCUGCCGUUGCAAUCGCAGAGAUGAUAAUUCAAAACAAAGUGCUGGAAAUUGUUGAUUUAAGUAAUGUACCUACGUUGGGUGAUAACACGUGUUGUGUCCUCGAUGCUAUAGAACAAAACAAGUCACUGAAGAGACUAGGUCUCCAUGUAGAAGCGAAUUCUUCCGAGAUAAUUACUAAACUUGCAAGGAUAGUUGGACAAAGUGAGGCAAUUAUAAAGCUUCGGCUUGGCAUUGGUGACAGCGACGAUAAUACAGAAAUUGCCUCCGCUCUUGCUAGUAAUAAAUCCAUAAAGACUUUAGAGGUUGAACACCUUGCAUGCCGUGAACGAUAUUCUCAGUACUUUAAUUUUAGUUGGAUCCCAGAACUACUUACAAAGAACACAGUAAUUGAACAUAUGGUGCUUGGUUUCCCUAUAGGGGAAGAGGGCAUAUCCUCAAUCAUUGAUACACAGAUGCAAAAUCCAUCGAUUAAGAGCCUUGAUUUUGUUGAUGAUCUUUCAGUGAAAGUUAGACGCAGAAUAGAAGCAUUUCGCCUCUCGGGAAGCCAUGUAUUGAGAAGGGUUAUACUGCGUAGUCACAAUGGCUUAACGACAUUCUUCCUCUAA